Messenger RNA from Penicillium angulare, 1710 nucleotides. Its product is annotated as CAZyme family AA7. Lineage: Eukaryota; Fungi; Ascomycota; Eurotiomycetes; Eurotiales; Aspergillaceae. Gene Ontology annotation, molecular function: oxidoreductase activity; FAD binding. The record is from RefSeq and is a predicted model, not a curated record. Bases 1 to 1710 code for a protein of 569 amino acids. The transcript has 2 exons.
AUGCCGGGGACUCUUGCUGGCCGUCUCAAAGAGAAUGGAACACCUUCAACAGCAGUCUAUCUGAAAAUCUCCGUCGCACAAUACCUUUCGCUGCGAGCUGUUAUUACGACUCUCCCUACUACGACCCUUCAACAUGUGAAGAAGUCGCGUCGGCCAGCCCGCACGAACGUUUAUGGUGCAGCAACAGGUCUGAAUUGGGAAGCAAAUGGAGAUAAAACAUGUGCUCUGAACAUUUUCCAAAACCCAUCUGUUCUUUCGGAUGAAUGUUAUCUCGGUCGACUAUCCUCGUUGUAUGUCGACGCCCAUAAGGCAGAACAUGUAAUCACUGCGAUUAAAUUUGCGAGAUUGCAUAAUCUCCGAGUGAGCAUCAAGAACACUGGGCAUGAUUACUUUGGACGUUCAACCAGCUCCCAGACUCUUGCAAUUUGGAUUCACAAUCUAAAGUCAAUGAGGUACUAUGCAAACUUCACUGCGCAUGACUGCUCCGCUGCAAAUGGGCAAAACAUUGGAGAGAUGGGAGCCGGUGCUCAGGCGGCAGACCUGUAUAAAUAUUUCCAGAAGUUUGAUAUGGAUGUAACCGGUGGCAACGAAGGAUCGGUUGGUCUGGCUGGAGGCUUCGGCCAAGGAGGUGGUCACGGCGUUUUUGGUCCUUCGUAUGGGCUCAUGGUCGACAAUGCAGUCGAGUUUGACAUUGUGACGGCAGAUGGUGAACUUCGAACGAUCAACAAAUGCCAGGACCCUGACCUCUUCUGGGCUAUGCGAGGCGGCGGAGGUGGUACAUUCGGCAUUUUGAUAAAUUAUCGCUUUCAACUGCAUCCGGCGGUGAAGAUCAAUGUGUAUUCGACCAAGACCACCUUUGUGUCUGAUAGUAAUCACGCUGUUACUAGCAACUACUCGGUCCUAAGAGGGAUUCUAACACAGCACGCAACCUAUCAGCUACUCUGGUCUCGAAAUAAUAUAUCAGGUCAUGUCUAUUACUGGCCGAACAGGGCGGAAAUCUACCUCGUCUUGCCUUCAAAUGACGAAACUGCGCUGAAGAGUCUCGCCAACAACUUUUCGUCUUUUUUAAUGAAUCAACAAGAUAUAAAUGUUACCGAAAGGACAUACACAACCUACAAUAGAUAUACAGACUAUCUGAACCUUACCGAGGCCAUCGCUGCUGUGGUAACACCAGGCGGGUAUUUUGGUACCUAUGCAAGUCGCUUGAUGUCCCGCUCGUUAUUCGAAAGUGAACACUCGGUGACCAAACUAGUCGAUGCGGUUCUCAAAGGAGUUCGUCUUGGCAAUAAUCUGAUCUCCAAAGAUUUUGCCGUCACUCAAGUCAUCAUGACUACUCCGGUAAAUCAUCAGAAUGGUAAUCAGACCAGUGUCAACCCGGCAUGGCGCCCAGCUCUUUGGCAUCUGCUCCUCACUGGCGGCUGGACGAAGAAAUUGAGCGACUCAACAAAGCAAACACUGAUCCAAAAAUGGCUGGAUACUGUCAAGCCAGUGAAAACGUUGACACCUGGUGGAGGUUGCUACUUGAACGAGGGGCAUUACUUGGAGCCGGAAUGGCAAGAGACCUUCUUUGGUUCAAAUUACCCUGAGUUGCUUCGCAUCAAGAAAAAGUAUGACCCAACUCACUUCUUUGACUGUUAUAAACGCGUUGGGUGGGAGCAAACGUCGGUCGGUGUGAAUUGCCUAACAGAAUUGCCCUCUUGGAAAACAUGA